Cicer arietinum (chickpea) is the source of this 480-nucleotide messenger RNA. Its product is annotated as protein PLASTID TRANSCRIPTIONALLY ACTIVE 10-like. Gene Ontology annotation, cellular component: plastid-encoded plastid RNA polymerase complex; chloroplast. The record is from RefSeq and is a predicted model, not a curated record. NCBI's taxonomy places the organism in Eukaryota, Viridiplantae, Streptophyta, Magnoliopsida, Fabales, Fabaceae. Gene Ontology annotation, molecular function: RNA binding.
AGGAGGAAAAGAGGCAAGGACUACAAGGAAGGCAUGUACGAACUGCCGUUCUAUUAUCCUGGCCAAAUUUGUGUGGGAAAGGUGACAACUUUGCAUCUUUACCAAGGGGCAUUUGUUGACAUUGGAGGUGUAUAUGAUGGGUGGGUUCCAAUAAAGAAUAAUGAUUGGUUUUGGAUUCGUCAUCAUAUAAGAGUGGGUAUGCAAGUCAUUGUUGAAAUUACGGCAAAGCGGGAUCCUUAUCGCUUCCGGUUCCCAAUCGAACUGCGUUUUGUCGAUCCAAAUAUAGAUCAUCUGAUCUUUAACAGAUUUGACUGCCCACCAAUAUUUCACCGCGAGGAAGAUACAAAUCCAGAUGAAUUGCGGCGUGACUGUGGAAGACCUCCCAUUCCUAGAAAAGAUCCAGGAGACAAGCCAGCAGAAGAACCUUUAUUUUCCAAUCACCCAUAUGUUGAUAAGGAAAUAUGAAGGACCAAGAUACCA